Caenorhabditis remanei is the source of this 2037-nucleotide messenger RNA. RefSeq lists its product as uncharacterized. Bases 1 to 2037 code for a protein of 678 amino acids. Gene Ontology annotation, molecular function: RNA polymerase II cis-regulatory region sequence-specific DNA binding; DNA-binding transcription factor activity, RNA polymerase II-specific. The record is from RefSeq and is a predicted model, not a curated record. Gene Ontology annotation, biological process: regulation of transcription by RNA polymerase II. The transcript has 9 exons. NCBI's taxonomy places the organism in Eukaryota, Metazoa, Nematoda, Chromadorea, Rhabditida, Rhabditidae.
AUGACCAUCUUCCAUUUAGCUGCCAUCAACCAAGAAAGUAUGCAUGUCGAUCCGGACAAAGUCACACUUCAUCAAGUGACAGUGUAUGGUGAAGAGUCGCAGGAUGAGAUGGAAGUGAUUCCACGCAGAAAUGGUGACGAGUCGACGGACGCCAGAGGAGAGGAUUAUGCGUAUGGAUUGGAGUAUCAGAACGCUGUCACACCCAAUGGCACCUACACCAUCUACGCGCCCGAUUCGACAUAUGCGCAAUACUAUCCGUACCAAAACAACAUGCAAUCAAGUCCACAAGACAACGGUGCCUACCAGGUCCUCGCCGCUCCACAAUCCCCAGUCUCCAUGGACGAUCAGGAUGGCAUUCAGCAGCCGAAUGCUCAGCGAGCAUCGCCAGCGACGGUCAAUUGGCUAUUCGACAACUAUGAGAUUGCGGAGGGCUCUUCGUUGCCGAGAUGUCAGCUGUAUGAUCAUUAUAGGAAACACUGCGCUGAGCAUCGUAUGGACCCCGUGAACGCCGCCUCCUUCGGAAAACUCAUCCGCUCAGUCUUCCAAAAUCUCAAGACGCGUCGGCUCGGCACUCGCGGAAACUCCAAAUAUCACUAUUAUGGAAUCCGGAUGAAAGAGGGAUCGACACUAGGCCAAAUCGCACCUCAGGAGAAUCUUCUUAUCCAGGAUAAUACGUAUAUUCCGCCAAUGCAACAACUGGUUCAACAAAGAGACGCGUAUGCUGACACCGUUAAUCAGGUGGCCGGGGUGAAGGUCUAUUUGGAUGGAGAGAUUCCACAGAAGAGGAUGAAGAAGGAGCAGCAUCACUCAUCGUCAUCCUGCUCUUCCAGGGAUAGUAUCUCCCCACCACUCGACAUUAUCCCAAAUCAACAAGUGCUCGUCCAUCAGACCAGUGUCGACGGUGUCCUCCCCCCACAACCACAACUUCAGAUCAAUAUCCCCGCCUAUGUGUUCACGGAGAGUGAUAAGGCGGCACUUGGAAAACUUGACAUGCCGCCGGUACCAUUUCAUAAUAAAGAACAGUUGUUGGUGACGAUCAAUUUCCGCAAACUCGGCAUGGGCAUCGACGAACUCAACAAACUCAUCGAUUGCUAUCAUUUCAUGUGCAAGGAAGUGCUAACACUUGUCAAAAACGUUCAGUUCACGAGUGUAGAAGACGUGUGGGCACGCUUCUGGCUCGGCGGUGGUGGCAUCUCUCACGAAUCGUUGUCUGCUCUAUGCACACUGGAUAGGGUACAGGAAUAUAUAAUUCAGGCGGAUCUAGCCCUCUACCAGACUAUUGUGGACUGCCUGAUUCCGAAUGUGUUGCUCAGCGAGUUGUCUGCAGGAAUGACUCAAUCCUGUAGAACCUUCGCGAAAAAUAUCGAUUUAUACCUGAAAAAAGCGCUUCAAGAUGGCAAAAUGACGGAUGGUUUUAUCAAGAAAAAGCUGCAGGCUAUCAAGUACAUGCAGCAAGGACUCAAGAGGUACACGUCGCUGAAUCACUUGGCUCACGCCGCCCGUGGAGUACUUAUGAAGGAGGAGCAGUGUCAACAAAUGUAUCAGGACUAUAUAAAAGUGGAUAUCAAUACAGUACACCAGCAAGCCGGUUGGAUUUGUGGGUGUGAUAGUCUGAUGGUGACUCAUGUGAACAACGCGUUCAAACAAAACCUCCAACAAAUGAGUCCGAUGAGUGUAUGGGCGGAAUGGUUGGAGAGUAUCGUUGAUCAGGUACUUGCCAAGUACCAUGACAAACCGGCUGAAGUGGUGUCCAAUGUUGGGAAGCAGUUCUUGCUCAAUUGGAGCUUCUACACGUCGAUGAUCAUUCGAGAUCUCACACUGAGAUCUGCGAUGUCGUUCGGAUCGUUCACGUUGAUUCGGUUGCUGGCUGAUGAUUAUAUGUAUUAUUUGAUCGAGUCGAAGAUUGCGAAGGCCGGCAAACAACAACUCAUCACGGUAAUCCGCCAGGAGAAAGAUUGGCCCCUCGCGAAGAACAAUCAGGAGUAUAUAGUGACCGACAGCUCGGAGGAUCAGGAUGUCAGGCAUAAUGUUGUGUAA